GUACAGGAAAAAAUAUAUUUUUAAAAAAUGGAAAAACAUUAGGUUGGCUCAAAUAUCUCUGUCUCAAAAGACAAGUAGAUUCCUUUUUAUUUUAUUUUUACAGUAACCAGUAAUUGUUAUCAUACCCUAUAAAUUAUCGGUGAAAAAGAAGGAUUCUUUGUUUGUUUCCCGAGAAAAUAAUCUCGAUUUCCAUCUCCUAUCUGUCAUCGGAGCUUUUUUUCUUUCUACUUCACAAGGAAUAAAAGAUCAGUCAAGAGUUUGAUCUUGGUUGAAAAACCGAGAAUGGAAGGAGAUGUGUUGUCAGGAUUUGGAGACAGACACAAUAUGGAUGGGAAAUUGUUGCAGAGUUUCCAGAAGAGCUUUGUGGAUGUUCAAGACAUUUUGGACCAAAACCGAUUAUUGAUCAACGAGAUCAAUCAGAACCAUGAAUCGAAACAACCCGAUAACUUGGGUCGAAACGUGGGUUUGAUCAAAGAGCUCAACAACAAUAUCAGAAGAGUAGCUAGCCUUUACGGUGAUCUCUCUCAUUCUUUUGCAAGAUCAGUGGAUGCUUCAUCAGAAGGUGAAUCUAGUGGAACUUUGAAAUCUGAUGGGAAAGCUAACCAGAAGAGAUUUAGAUCCGGUUAGUAUUGUAACCAAGACCAUCAAAGUUUAUUAUCAUAGAUUCAUAUUCAGAGCUAAUUGAUUGAGGAAGGAGAGUUUUACAAAUGUAAUAUCUCUGUUGAAAUGAAAGUUGAUUUUCAGAUUAAGAGAGUCUUUACUUAUCUGUUGGUUUACAAAUUGAAUAAACUUGUUGUAAAGUUUACACAUUUCGGUUAAUGAUUCUUCUUCUGUUUUUAAUU
This is a messenger RNA of Arabidopsis lyrata subsp. lyrata, 842 nucleotides long. RefSeq names its product protein ELF4-LIKE 4. The coding region runs from base 283 to 627 and encodes 114 amino acids. The transcript has 2 exons. Lineage: Eukaryota; Viridiplantae; Streptophyta; Magnoliopsida; Brassicales; Brassicaceae. Gene Ontology annotation, biological process: positive regulation of circadian rhythm; entrainment of circadian clock. The record is from RefSeq and is a predicted model, not a curated record.